GUGCACUGCGUCAAUACACAUCACACACCAAAACAAUGGCAGACUUCGACACAAUUUAUGAAGAAAACGACGAAGAAUCAAAUAAUUCUGCCGAAUACGUGUUACCAGUGCCAGAUCCUAUAAUCAUAAGAGGUGCUGGUAACAUCACAUUGUUUGGAUUAAGCAACCGAUUCAAUGCAGAAUUUCCCACCCACCUAAACGGAAAGGUUGCCCCCGAGGAGUUUCGUGAGACAGUGUUGCGUAUCAACAGCACAUUGAAGAAGGCGUUGCCGGUGAACGUAAAGUGGCUAUUGUGUGGAUGUAUUUGCUGCUGCUGCACCCUUGGCUGCUCCCUCUGGCCCGUUGUCUGCCUUAACAAGAGGACGAGACAUUCAAUGGAGAAAGUUCUGGACUGGGAAAACAGCCAUUUAUAUCAUAAGCUUGGUUUACACUGGCGAUUAUCAAAGCAAAGAUGUGAUAGCAGCAGCAUGAUGGAAUAUGUGCUGGUUGUAGAAUUCAUUCCAAAAGUUUCCAUAUUGCGGCCUGACUGAGGACUGUCAUUGCCAUGGAGCUGUUGCCAGGGUACUGCAGCAUGGUUGCCAUGUCAACCAUUGUUACAGUAGUGUUCAUUCUCCACUGCCUUGUGAUGUAGACAAACCACCGGUUCCAAGCUUUACUGGGCUGGGCCAACACAAUCUCAGAACUUUUUUGUAACAGUUCGCUUUCAGGUUGACUAUAGUAUUUAUUUCUGUAUUUAUCUUUCUUGUACUUUAUUGAACAGUAAUUUUAUGUUUAUGCUUCAAAUCUUUUGAGAAUGUCUACAUUUUGUUAUGUUAUUGUUACAUGCUAUUUUAUGUGAUAUGCAUCCCUCCAUUUCAUAAGAUAAGAUUAAUUCUAUCAAUCUAUGAGAAAUAAAUGCAUGUCAGUUUGUGGCUUAAACUGAAGGAUUUUCUGUUAGUCUUUUAAACUGUUCAUGUGACACAUACAUUGACUCACCUGGAGUUAUGUUCUUUCAAGACAUUUCAAAAAAGAGAAAGUUAAAUAUAUAGAUAUUUGCAUGUUUAUGAAUUCUAUUUAUUCUUGUUUUAUAUUUUCUUGUGUGUUUUUUUCUUGAAUCAUAGAGGUACUAGCUUUUUUAAGAUAUAUAAACAAAAUUCAAUUGUAUGAGUUGAUCAGCAGCGCUGCAACCCCCAUUAUUUGGUGAAGGUGAAAUUUAUUGUGAUAGAACACUAAAACAAAUCAUUUACUUUUUUUAUUAUUUGCUUAAAAAAGAUCAAGAAUGACAAUUAAUUGUCCUGUUUCAGAAAAGGGCUCAAAUUGUAUGGGACUGUAGAGUAUGUACAUUUCGUAUAUGACUUCAUUGACAUUUUGUCCAAGCACUGUGUGCGCUCACAUUUGAUCUGGAGGUCGGUAGUGGGCUAAACUUUCAAAACAGGGAAAAAUAUCAAAUUAAAAUUUUCAGUUUUUCACUGUUUGAAACAGAAGGAAUUUUGUUGUCAUAAUAACCGAAUUGUGACCAUUUAAUUGUUGUUUGUGUUUGUAUCAUGAAAUUGUUGUAACUUCAUUGUUUUUUAAGGUUGACUGUUUUUUUGGUUUAACUCAUGACUUCUGUGUUAAGUUUAAGUAUCAAGUUUUAUAAUGUUACUCAUAAUACAACAAGAAACAAAAAAUCAUUCAUUUUCUUCAGAUACAAAAUGACAUUUGGUAAGCAGAGAUUUUUUUUUAUUUCGGCCUCAUUAAAGUUUGUAUCGGGAGCUAAUCAAUCUCCAUUCAGUACUGUUUAUGUCCUUUGUGUUUCUUUCAAGUGAAAGUACAAAGCUUAAGUUUACCUUAAAAGGUUGUAGCUCAUGAAUUUAAAAUAUAAAUAGUUACAAAUGUGAUAACAAGGAUUUGUUCAUAGUUUUGAUGGUUAACAAGUGCAAUAGAAAUUUACAAUCAAAUUUUGAAACAAAAACAAUGGCUACUAGAUGUCGAUGAUUACUAAUCCAAGAAUGAAUUUCCCUAAACAAACACUUUAUAUAUCCAUGUUCUUCAAACUGUAUGUAUGUUAUAAUAAUGGAAGGUUGAAAUUAUUUGUCUCAAUGAUUUAUGUUGAUCUCAGUGUAAGUUUGGACCAAUAUGUUUAGGGUUCAGUGCAAAACUGUUUUAUCAAGUAAAAAAUGUCAAAACAGUAUAGUAUAGUCUUCACACUUUUUGCAUAAUAGUCUCCCCUUUUCUCUAGUGUCAGCAUUGUUAGAAAACAUAAUUACCUGCUAAAAAGCUGUAAAGAUGUAAGACAUAUGAUUUGUCAUAUCCUCUCGUCAUACGGAACUUAAAUUUAAUGUAGCCAAUAUUUUUUUUCUGAAGUUCAUUUGUAUAAGAAAUAAUUUGUUAAAAAGGAAUGAUCACUUCAAUGCCUUUUUUGGUUGUAUGUUCAUGAACAACAUAUUUACUGCAUGGUUGGUGUUAUUAUGUGGAGGUUAGGGCUGUGUUAUGUUAUUGAUAACCGAUAUGUUUGCAAUACGGAACAGGAGUGAUAGGUACUAUCACCUACAUGUACAGGCAAUCAUAUCAAUAUUUUAUUUUGUGUUAUAUGACAUUUGUUUUAUCCAUUUUGAAUGUAUUCUAAUAGUGAUAGAUAUUUUCAUUGACAUUUUCGUUAUUAUGAACAAAAUCAUAAUUUUGUAUGUACAUGCAUUAACUUAUUAACACUUUUCAUCAGUUGAGGAAAUUGCCCAAUCAGAAAACAUGGAGAUUCCCUUUCUCUGAUUCCCAAUCGUGAAACAUUUGUGAAUUUGUUGCCCAAUCAUUUAUUAAAAUUGUUUUAUUAGUGAGGAUAUAAGUAUACAGACAAUCCAAAACCAUGGUUGUAUACUAAAAGGAUUGAUCUAAAACUUUAACAUUCAGAUUUCUUUUUAAAUUUACCCAUACUUGAGAUAUUGGGGACAAACAUGCGAUUGUUUUUAAAAUUUCAGUAGUAAUAGUAGAAACAUAAAACUGCAACAUUUCCAAAUUGGGAAACACUGAAUAAUGAUUUGAUUGUGCUCUUAUAAUGGCUAUCAGUCCAACAAGGCCCUUUGGUUGCAUUUGUCACAUGACUGUGACUCUUCUUGUUUUCACCCUUGUUAGGUUUUCCUUCCCCAUUGGGAAACAAGUGCUUCAAAAUAAUAAAACAUAGUGAAAAAGUCUUGAGAUAUAAAAAAUAAAUAAAUGAAUUGUAUAAUGUUUGUUCCCGAUUGGGAAACUCUGAAGGGGAAGCCCCUUGGUUUCCUAUUGGGCAAUUUCCAGCACUGUUCAUUAAUUAUCAUCGUCAAUACAAAUAUGCAAAGUCUGUAAGUACAAAUAAAUUAAUAAAUUACUGAUAUGCCAUAUUUUCAGGUAAUCAAAAAUUUGAAGUUGAUAAAAACAUGGAAUCUACAUUAAUUGCCAUGCAUUGUAUUUGUUAUUUUCAAACAAAACGCUGAUCAAAUAUCGUGAUAUGUGCACGCCAAUAAUUGUAGAAUACCAAUCCAUAUUGGAUUCUGGGAAAACCACAAAAAUGGCUUACUAGUCAGAUUUUGCAUCACAUGUUGCAAUACUUAGCGCAUCGUGCAUUUGUGUGUGCAGUGUGGAAAUUUUCAAUAUCUCCUUGAUUCAUGACAGUUUUGUUUGUAUUUUAGUCUUCUUGAUAGUAGAUUUUGCUGAAUUCAAUGCAAAAUGAAAAUUAUGAAAUAUUAAAUGUUAAAAAUGCA
Molecule: messenger RNA, 3689 nt
Organism: Mya arenaria
Lineage: Eukaryota; Metazoa; Mollusca; Bivalvia; Myida; Myidae
Product: cysteine-rich hydrophobic domain-containing protein 2-like
Exons: 6
Coding region: 36-530 (164 amino acids)
Source: RefSeq, a predicted model, not a curated record